AUGUAUGGCGAGCCCAUCAACACGAUUCACGCUGCUGAACCGGCGAAAAUACCAAGCCAUCCGGCAGCACACCAACAGCCUGCAUCAGCAUACGUUAAGGUGCAAUGCCACCUCGGCGACCAGGCCCUGGCCGACCGAAGUUUAAUGUUUGGUCAAGCACAUCGGAUCAAACAUCUCCUUUUGAGAGGCCUACCCCAAGUUCCAAUCACCCCUUUUGUGGUCACUUUGAUCAUCGCAACGAGACCCAAGCAACUGCAAUCAGCUGAACAAGUACCGUUACAAAGGGAAUUUUGCAGAUUGCAAUGGAUUGGUAUUGCAAUCUUUGUUAGCUUAAAUAUUGCAUAUACAAAUCAAACCCCAACCAAACUAGCAGCUCGUGAUGGUCCGGCUCCAGCACUAAGGCCCAAACCUGUAAUGGGGUGGAACUCUUUCUACCCUUCGGGUUGUGAGGCUAACGUAAAUCGUAAGGAUCUGUUGUGGCAUGCAGACUUAAUGGAUCAGAAGGGAUUCAUUAAAGCAGGAUACAAAACGUUUAUAGUUGAAUGUGGAUGGGAAAGAGAUCUAAAGAUAAAGGAGGAUUACAAGAUAGAAUGGAGAGACACAAAUAUGCCCCAGGACCAAAGAUGA
Molecule: messenger RNA, 627 nt
Organism: Puccinia graminis f. sp. tritici CRL 75-36-700-3
Lineage: Eukaryota; Fungi; Basidiomycota; Pucciniomycetes; Pucciniales; Pucciniaceae
Exons: 6
Coding region: 1-627 (208 amino acids)
Source: RefSeq, a predicted model, not a curated record